AUGCCAUCUCAAAUGCAACAUGCCAUGGAAACCAUGAUGUUUAUAUUUCACAAAUUUUUCAAGGAUAAAGGCUACUUAACAAAGGAUGACCUGAGAGUACUCAUGGAAAAGGAGUUCCCUGGAUUUUUGGAAAAUCAAAAAGACCUUCGGGCCUUGGACAAAAUAAUGAAGGACCUGGACCAGUGCCGAGAUGGCAAAGUGGGCUUCCAGAGCUUCUUUUCCCUGAUUGCAGGCCUCACCCUUGCGUGCAACGACUAUUUUGUAGUACACAUGAAGCAGAAGGGAAAGAAGUAG
Lemur catta (Ring-tailed lemur) is the source of this 294-nucleotide messenger RNA. Its product is annotated as protein S100-A10-like. Bases 1 to 294 code for a protein of 97 amino acids. The record is from RefSeq and is a predicted model, not a curated record. Gene Ontology annotation, cellular component: cytoplasm. NCBI's taxonomy places the organism in Eukaryota, Metazoa, Chordata, Mammalia, Primates, Lemuridae. The transcript has a single exon. Gene Ontology annotation, molecular function: calcium ion binding.